CAAUAGCUGGCUGGCGACGGCGACAACCGGGCCCGCUCCUCUUUUCCAGGGAAGGGAAGGAUGGGGAGGGGAAGGCGGGCUCACAGGGAGCCCCAAAAGCCCAGAGAGGGAGCCCCGAAGGAAGCGGAGGAGAGGCGGAAUGGGAGCCCUCCUCGGGGCUGAAAGCGGCUCCUCGCCCAAGCUCCUGGCAGUCGUUGUCAUCCUGAGUGUUUGCUUCUUGUCGACUGAAGCCUUCUUGCAGCUGACAAAUAUCAAAAUGGAGCCAUCAGAGCCAAAGGAAGGAGGAAGUGUCCGCCUCACCCCAAACAACCUCCCUCCCGUCCCACUGAGCUGCCGCUGGUACCGAAGUGAAAUGUCCAAUAAUUGCACCAUCCUGAUUCGUUUCUUCUAUCCACGCCCUAUGACUAGGAAGGAGUCAAGCUUCACUGGGCAUGAGACCAUGAGGUCUGACUGCUCCCUUGAGAUCAAAAACUUAAAAGCCAACGACUCUGAAAACUAUAUAGUCCUGAUUCAUGGCCGUGACGGAAUUCGGAUUGGGAGCAUGAAGCUUGCAAUCCUGGUGAAUCUUCUUGACACGAGUACUGCUCAGAAUGAGCUAGGUUGGUUGCCAGAUCCUUCUGAAUCUGGGUGGAGUGAGACACAACACAUGAUAAACGGGACACCUGUGUACAUGUACCAGGAUUGCAGUGUCCUCUCCGAGGGAGACACAGACCACUGGCUUCGCACCAACUGGAUAAUCCGCGAUGUCGCCUCCUCUAACAUCUUUGUGGAGCUGAAAUUCACUAUUCGUGACUGCAAGAGUUUCAAAGGAGAGGUGGUGAGCUGCAAGGAGACAUUCAAUCUCUACUACAUGGAGUCAGAUAAUGACGUUGGAAUCCAGUUCCGUCGCCCGCUCUUCACUAAGAUCAACACUGUGGCCGGUGACCGUAGUUUCACAGCCCGGGACAUUGCAUCAGGUGACAUGCAGUUGAAUAUGGAAGUGUCCUCUAUAGAAAAGCUGCACCAACGUGGUUUCUAUCUAGCCUUUCAGAACUCGGGAGCUUGUGUGGCACUGGUUUCUGUGCGGGUUUAUUACAAGACAUGCUCAGAAUCUGUGCAUGGCCUGGCCCAUUUCCCAGAGACAUUGGCUAGUUCAGAGGGACUGGAAACAGUAUUUGGCACUUGUCUGAAGGAUGCAGCGGAGAAACCAGGCUUUCCACCCAAGAUGCACUGCAGUUCCAACGGGGAAUGGCUGUUACCAAUGGGGCAGUGUAUAUGCGUCAUUGGCUUUGAAGAGGUCGAAGGAGCAUGUGUAGGCUGCCAGCCAGGGUUCUAUCGUCACUCACUGGAAACCGAAAAGUGCCUCAAAUGCCCGCCCAACAGCUUUUCCAGUUCUCCAGCAGCCACAGCGUGUCCCUGCCACAAGGGCUUCUUCCGGACACCCACUGAGGAUCAAACUAUUGCCUGCACACGUCCUCCUUCGGCUCCGCACAAUGUCACCUCUUCCCUUGUGGGGAGCCAAGUCUCCCUUACGUGGCAACCACCCAUCGAUCAGGGUGGGCGCAGUGAUCUCUCCUACAAUGUCUCCUGCAAACGCUGCCACUUCCUGGUGUGUGAACCUUGCGGGAGUGACGUGGUUUUUUCUCCCCGUGCCUUAGGCCUCACUAGGACAAAUGUGGUUGUCGAUGGCUUGGAGUCUUACACCAAUUAUAGCUUCACUGUACGGGCUUAUAAUGGUGUGUCAGGGCUUAGCUCUGCCUCACACAAAAGCACCAGUUCUUCCGUCUGGGUGACUGUGGGCUACGCAGAUCCUAUCAUAGUGACAAAUAUCAACCUGGACAGCCAGAAUGAGAGCAGCCUCUCUGUAACUUGGCUGCCGACUCGGCAUCGGAGUCAUGUCCCCAUCAGCUAUGAAGUCAUGUACUUUGAGAAGGGAGAAGAGAAACACUACACUGUCCAACAUCUCAAGGAACCCAAAGUGACCUUGGCAAACCUGCAGCCUGACACAUCCUACCUGCUGCGUGUGCGCUCUGUCACACCAUCCGGAGAAGGACCGUUUUCCCAGGAGCAGGAAUUCCGCACGCUUCCCCAAGAGACUGGAAUUCCUUCUGGAGGAAUGAUUGUCUGCAUUAUCUUUGGAAUCCUUUUGUUUAUUGGUCUGGUUGGAGGACUCAUCAUUUUACGGCGAAGGCAAGCACAUCGUCGAGCCCGGCCAUGCCAAAAGCACUCCAGCUACAAUCGAGAUGAUAUCUGGCUAAAACCUUAUGUAGACCUCCAGCCCUAUGAGGAUCCCAGCAGGGGAGUCCUGGAGUUCACGAAAGAGCUAGACCCAUCUCUUGUCAAUAUUGAGAACGUUAUUGGUGAAGGAGAAUUUGGGGAAGUUUAUCGUGGGUCUCUGCGUUUCCCAGGAAAAGACCAUAUUGUUGUGGCCAUCAAGACAUUGAAGUCAAGUUACUCAGAUUCCACGUGGUGGAACUUUCUGCGCGAGGCAACAAUCAUGGGCCAAUUCAAUCACCCCAACAUCGUUCGCUUAGAAGGAGUUGUUACAAAACGAAACCCAAUGAUGAUAAUUACAGAAUAUAUGGAUAACGGGGCCCUGGAUAACUUCUUACGGGAGAACAUGGACAAGUUUAGCGCCGUGCAGUUAGUGAUAAUGCUGCAGGGCAUUGCCUCAGGGAUGACCUACCUGUCAGACCGCAACUACGUACACCGGGAUCUGGCUGCUCGCAACAUUCUGGUAUCUCAUAGCCAUCAGUGCAAAGUGUCCGAUUUUGGCCUUUCUCGGAUAUUAGAAAAUGACGUGGAAGGAACGUAUGAAACAAAGGGUGGCAAGAUUCCCAUCCGCUGGACAGCUCCAGAAGCCAUUGCCCAUCGGAUCUUCACCUCUGCCAGUGACGUCUGGAGUUUUGGCAUUGUUAUGUGGGAGGUGUUCUCAUAUGGUGACAAGCCGUAUGGAGAUAUGUCCAAUCAGGAGGUGAUGAAAAGCAUAGAGGAUGGGUACCGGCUCCCGCCACCUGUGGAUUGCCCAUCAGUUCUCUAUGAACUUAUGAAAGCGUGUUGGUCUUAUGAUCGGGCACGAAGGCCCCGCUUCCGGGAGAUCCAAGCUCAGCUAGACCACUUCAUCUCCAGCCCACAUUUGCUUCGGAGUGUGGCUGAUUUUGACCCCAGGGUGACGCUCCGCCUGCCCAGCUGCAGUGGGUCCGAUGGGAUUCCCUAUCGGUCUAUCCCAGAAUGGCUGGAAUCCAUCCGCAUGAAACGCUACAUCCUUAACUUCCGCACGGCUGGCCUGAACACCAUGGAGUCUGUUCUGGAACUUACUGCUGAGGACUUGAAGCAAAUGGGAGUGACACUUCCUGGGCAUCAGAAGCGUAUUCUGUGCAGCAUCCAAGGCUUCAAGGAGUGAUCAGCAUUACUGUACACCACUAACCCAUCACUGGGCUUGACCCCUCUGCACAUGACUUGGCGCUAUGUCCAAUAGCACAUGGAGAAUGAGUCAGGGCUGAUGGAACUAUCCUCGCGCCAACAUCACAGCUGUUAUUUGUGGUGUAAGCACCAGGAGGGAUGCCAAAAGCCAAUGGUUGUUACACUGCAUCCUGCAGAAUCCCAUGUCCCUCAGCAUGCAGCCCAGAACCUGGACUAGACAAGGAAGAAGCAAUUUUCCAAGAGAUGCCUUGCAAGACUCAACAGGACAGCAGAUGCUUAUGCUUUUGAAGCAGAGUGCAGCUCACCACUCCUGGUCCAUAUUCUUUCGCCUGCUUUCCCACCAGUAACUUGUUCAUUCCUGUUUCCCCAGUUGUUGGAGUCACUUGGACUUUAAUAAUGCUUUAUUUGUAUUCCGCCGUAUCUCCCCAAGGGGACUCAGGGCGGAUUCCAGCAUGCACAAACCCAAAGGCAAACAUUCAGUGCCUAUAAACAAUGAAACACAGAUCAAGGUAAAGGCUUCCCCUUCUGGCUCUGAGGGGUGGUGCUCAUUUCCAUUCUAAGCUGAAGAGCCUGCAUUGUCCGUAGACACCUCCUAAGUCAUGUGGCCAGCAUGACUGCAUGGAGCGCAGUUUACCUUCCUGCCGAGACAGUACCUAUUGAUCUACUCAUGUUUGCAUGUUUUCAAGCUUCUAAGUUGGUAGAAGCUGGAGCUAACAGUGGAGCUCACCCCAUCCCACAGAUUCGAACUGCCAACCUUCCAGUCAGCAAGUUCAGCAGCUUGGCAGUUUAACCCAUUGUGCCAUCAUGACUUUCGCAUUUCAUAACUACAUCACAAUCAUUUAAAGUGGAUGUUAAAGCCAGUUUGCUAGUAAAAUCGUAUCUAGCCAUAAGGGACCUCAAUCAAGAGAGAAACUGGGCCAGGAGAAUUACAAGCAAGAGUCCCAUUGUUGUUUGCACAUUUGAGGAGGCAGAUAAAGCCAUUAACUGCCUUUAUGACACAGUAGAGGCGAUCAACUCAAAACCGCUUUUAGCCCUUCUUCCUUCGUGUGUGUUAUUUUUCUCCUAGUGUUUGGUCCAAAGGGUGGUAACAGUUUGUUUACAGCAGGGCAUCUCUUGCUCCUAGGAGUUUUGUCUCCUCAAGUUGAGGACCUGUCUAUAUAUUUAAAAAUUGGGGGAUGGGAUGGGGGGAAGAAGAACCAAAGUCUUACCAUCUGUUGUAUUGUACAUAUUGUUUUGUAAAUAAACUACCAUACAAAUAA
Messenger RNA from Anolis carolinensis (green anole), 4661 nucleotides. It is a transcript of the gene epha1, whose product is annotated as EPH receptor A1. The coding region runs from base 140 to 3382 and encodes 1080 amino acids. Gene Ontology annotation, biological process: ephrin receptor signaling pathway; protein phosphorylation; axon guidance. The transcript is spliced from 19 exons. The record is from RefSeq and is a predicted model, not a curated record. Gene Ontology annotation, molecular function: transmembrane-ephrin receptor activity; ATP binding; protein binding. Lineage: Eukaryota; Metazoa; Chordata; Lepidosauria; Squamata; Anolidae. Gene Ontology annotation, cellular component: dendrite; plasma membrane.